CAUCACUUCCUGCUGCUGACGUUGUCGUUGGUUGCUACAAAGCAUCAUUCAGUUAAAUGGGUGAGAGUUUAAUGUCUGUCAGAAGAACAUUGUAAGUUUUAACAGUUCUGAAAGCGACUUCUGUUGGUUAACUUCUCUGGUUUAAUACUUGGUCUUUUGGAGAACCAACAGCUAAGACAAAUUACACGAACGUGCUCGCCCGCUAAAUUCAAAAUGACUUUCGGAUUCUACAGACAGUUUUCUGUUUGCUAACAUUUAACAUCCACCACAACAACGUCAAACAUGCUUCUGCAUUGCGCUGAGUACUUUGCACAUGUUUGACGUGACAACUGACAGGAAGGGUUUUCAUAUUUACCAUACUCACAUAUAAACAUGCUUCGAAGAACAAGAACAGCAAAGGUGUAUACAGAGCCAGCGACGGAUGAUGAAUCUGAUGACACAACAGGCAAUCAAAAAGAUGACAGUGAGGGGUUAGAUGAAUGGUUGCCAAAUUUAAUUGGCAAAGGCAAAACUAAAGGAAGGUGCCAGAAGGGGACAGAUGAUCCCACUGAAAAGAAAAAAGUCACCAAGAGGGUGGCCAAACCUAAAGAGCCAAAACUUAAAGCAGAGAGGAAGCCAAGAGCUGCACGGGUUCCUAAAGCGAAGAAGGAGAAGACUAAUACAGAGCAACAAGCUGAGGAUGCAGUUCUACCGAAGCCUGAAUCACACCAGCAUGUGACAGUCAAAGAAGAGAGGUUGUCCAUGAACUUGAGCAGUGAGUUCAAUAAUAAUGCAGCUGUCCCAGGAGAUAUGCUUGAUGAGGGUCCAUCCUCCAGCCAACAUUUCCCCAAUAUGAAAAAAGAGGAGCCAGAUGACAGCUUCACCUUUGAGGAACCGGCUCAAAAGAAGCAGAAGACCACAAAUAUGCCCCAGGGAAGACCUAUAAAGCUCAAAUCUGGCAAUUCCUGUGUGGAAGACUUACAGAUGAAUUGGGAUCCCAUUCGGGUUCUUGCUGAGAAGACGGGUGUGGAGCAGUGGGUGUGUAUGAAUAUUGCACAGCUCUUCCAGGGGGAGAACACUAUUCCCUUCAUGGUGCGCUAUAGAAAAGAGCUGAUUAACCAUAUGGAUGCAGAUGCUGUUCGAGACGUGCAGCUGACUCUUGAAGAGUUACGGUCAGUGGCCAAGAAGAGCAGAUCUGUUACUCAAACACUAAAGAAGGAGGGAGUCCUUACUUCAGAGCUGGAAAUGGCUCUGAAGAACUGCACAACAGCUGAUGAAAUAGACCAUGUGUAUGCCCCCUAUAAAAAGGGCAGCAAGUUGUCCAAGGCCCGGCGAGCUAAGGAGCUAGGACUGGAACCUGUUGCGCUGGCUCUGCUUCAGGCACCCCAGUCACUGGACCUGCACUCUUCGAUCCAGCCCAACACAAAGGGGUUGUCGACCCUGGAUGAGGUGACCACGGGUGUUCAGGAGAUCUUGGCAGAUAUGAUUGCAAAGGACAAAGAGACUCUCACCUUUGUCCAGUCACUGUGUGACAGGAGUGCAGUGACCAUUCACUCAUCAGUGUCUAAAACAGCCCUGAAAGAACAGCAGCCACAGGAGGGCAAUCAGAAGAGCAAACCGAAGGACAUUGCCAAGUUCAGCCUGUAUACUGACUUCACCUGUGAUGUCCAGCGUAUCCAGCACCAUCAGACGUUAGCCAUUAACCGUGGGGAGAAUCUGAAGAUUCUGACAGUGAAGGUCAACAUCCCCGACUGGGUGAAGAAUGACUUCUGUAGGUGGUGCGUCAACGUCAGAUGGAGGCCACAGGGAUUUGCACGACCAGAAAUCAUGAAGAUUUUGAAGAAUGCUGCUGAAGAUUCCUACAAGAGAUUCAUUCUGCCUUUUCUCAGUCGAGGCUACAGGACUAAGUUGACUGCUAGUGCAGAAAAAGAGUCCAUUGCCAUGUUUGUUCGUAAUCUGCGUCAGCGUCUUCUGAUGUGUCCUGUGCGUGGGAAAGUCAUCAUGGGAGUGGACCCAGGGUUUCACCACGGCUGCAAACUAGCAAUCCUGUCCCCUACCAGUCAGAUCCUGCACACAGAUGUGGUGUACCUCCAUGGCUUAGCUAAACACAAAGAGGCAGAAAAACUGCGCCAUCUUAUGUUCAAACACAGCUGUCAAACCAUUGUCAUAGGAAACGGCAAAGCAUGCAGGGAGACUGAAGCCUUCUUUACAGACCUAAUUAAACGGCGCUUCUUCAACCCCAUGGAUGUGUCCUACUGCAUAACAGAUGAAGCUGGAGCGUCCAUCUACAGUGUGAGUCCUGAGGCUGUUAAAGAGAUGCCUGACAUGGAUCCCAACUUAAGGAGUGCAGUGUCUAUUGGGAGGCGGGUUCAGGACCCUUUAGCAGAGCUUAUUAAGAUUGACCCUAAACACAUUGGUAUUGGCACCUACCAGCACGACGUGUCGCAGAGUUUGCUCAGGGCAGCGCUGGACGGGGUGGUGCAGGAGUGUGUGAGCUUCGUGGGAGUGGACAUCAACAUCUGUUCAGAGACGCUGAUGAGGCACAUAGCAGGUCUGAAUGCAGGCCGAGCACGCAGUAUUAUGGAAUGGAAAGAAAAGAACGGACCUUUUCUCAACAGAGAGCAGCUGAAACUGGUCAAAGGCCUUGGUCCUAAGAGCUUUCAGCAGUGUGCCGGCUUCAUCAGGAUCAACCCCGAGACAGUACGCAGUAUCAGCUGCAGAGGGAACGAAGACCUUGAGGUUCCUCAGAAACAGACAACUGAGAAGAGAAAAGUCAAGGGCUCUGGUAGCACCUCUAACCGGUUUAACCCUCUGGACCAAACCUGCAUCCACCCUGAAUCCUACAGCAUUGCUUUGAGGUUCUUGUCUCAAAUAGGGGGCAGUUUGGAUCAGAUGGGUACUGCUGUUCUCAGGCAGAGUGUUGAGAGCAGUGUUAAGAGCAGUGGUCUGGAUGUCUUGGCCAAAUUUCUGGACACCACACCUGAGACUCUACAGCUCAUUGUGGAUGGACUCAUUCAGCCGCCUGGCUUUGACAUUCGUCAGGAUUUUGAGCAGGCAGACUUCAAGCGAGAAAUUGUGUCCAUGAAUGACCUGCACGAAGGCAUGGUGCUGACGGGCCGUGUAACAAACACUGCUUUAUUUGGAGCCUUUGUGGACAUUGGAGUCGGCCAUUCUGGUCUCAUCCCAAAGCGUUUCAUCAAACCGGAUAAACUUCCUGUGGACCAGAGGCGAAGAAGCCUAGCUCUUGGCCCAGGUGAGCGGGUAGAGGUACGAGUCAUGAAUGUGGAUCUUCAGAGGAAACGGAUCAGUCUGGACCUCAUUAGGGUUCUCAGAUAGGAACUAUAAUUGAGGAUUUACUGUAGUCAAGUGUAGUUAACUGUUUUCAUGUGGAAUAAUGUAUUUGUUUAUGGAAUUUUGCCAUGUUUGACUGUGCUGAAUGUGUUGAAAGAGAAAAUGUCUUAGAAAAUGUUUUUAUUUGCACUUUAGCAAGUUUAGCAACUAAUCUGUCCAUAAAUAAUAUUACAUUGUUUUUCAUAUCUUGUGACAAAAAAGGUUCUAUCAUUUGUUCUUGUAAAAAAAAAAAUUUUUUUCCACCUUUUGCUGUUACUGUAGUUUUCAAAUCAUUCAAUAAAACAGAUGUAAUGUUUCAUGAAA
Megalobrama amblycephala (Wuchang bream) is the source of this 3633-nucleotide messenger RNA. It is a transcript of the gene srbd1, whose product is annotated as S1 RNA binding domain 1. Gene Ontology annotation, molecular function: structural constituent of ribosome; mRNA binding. Gene Ontology annotation, biological process: nucleobase-containing compound metabolic process; translation. The record is from RefSeq and is a predicted model, not a curated record. The transcript is spliced from 21 exons. NCBI's taxonomy places the organism in Eukaryota, Metazoa, Chordata, Actinopteri, Cypriniformes, Xenocyprididae. The coding region runs from base 373 to 3315 and encodes 980 amino acids.